This is a messenger RNA of Arachis stenosperma, 1110 nucleotides long. Its product is annotated as GDP-mannose 4,6 dehydratase 1-like. The record is from RefSeq and is a predicted model, not a curated record. The coding region runs from base 1 to 1101 and encodes 366 amino acids. Gene Ontology annotation, molecular function: GDP-mannose 4,6-dehydratase activity. Gene Ontology annotation, biological process: GDP-mannose metabolic process. Lineage: Eukaryota; Viridiplantae; Streptophyta; Magnoliopsida; Fabales; Fabaceae. The transcript has a single exon.
AUGUCGUCCAGCGGAUCCGGAUCCGCCGCCAACGGCGAAGCCACUCCGCCGUCGCAACGCAAGGUGGCUCUGAUAACCGGAAUCACGGGUCAGGACGGUUCCUACCUGACGGAAUUCUUGAUGGAGAAGGGUUACGAGGUGCACGGCCUCAUCCGCCGUUCCUCCAACUUCAACAUGCAGCGGAUCGAGCACAUAUACGUGGACCUACACAACGCCCACAAGGCACGCAUGAAGCUCCACUACGCCGACCUCUCCGACGCCUCCUCCCUCCGCCGAUGGCUCGACACCAUCCCCCCUGACGAGGUCUACAACCUCGCCGCCCAGUCCCACGUCGCCGUCUCCUUCGAGAUUCCCGACUACACCGCCGACGUCGUCGCCACCGGGGCCCUCCGCCUUCUGGAGGCCGUGCGCUCUCACAUCUCCGCCACCGGGCGCUCGCACAUCCGGUAUUACCAGGCGGGAUCCUCGGAGAUGUUCGGGUCCACACCACCCCCUCAGGACGAGACCACACCGUUUCACCCGAGAUCCCCUUACGCUGCAUCCAAGUGCGCUGCGCACUGGUACACCGUCAAUUACCGCGAGGCCUACGGGAUCUUCGCCUGCAACGGCAUCCUCUUCAACCACGAGUCUCCUCGCAGAGGUGAGAAUUUUGUGACGCGCAAGAUCACGCGGGCCGUGGGCCGGAUCAAGAUCGGGCUUCAGAGAAAGCUCUUCUUGGGGAAUCUUCAGGCUUCUAGGGAUUGGGGUUUCGCCGGGGAUUACGUGGAGGCUAUGUGGCUGAUGCUGCAGCAGGAGAAGCCCGACGACUAUGUGGUGGCCACGGAGGAGUCUCACACCGUCGAAGAGUUCCUGGAGGUGGCGUUCGGUUAUGUAGGCCUGAAUUGGAGGGACCAUGUUGCUAUUGACAAGAGGUAUUUUAGGCCCGCUGAGGUGAAUAACCUCAAGGGUGAUGCUACAAAGGCCAAGAAGGUGCUUGGGUGGAAGCCCAAGGUGGGCUUUGAGCAGCUCGUCAAGAUGAUGGUCGAUCAGGAUGUUGAGUUGGCUAAGAAGGAGAAGGUUCUUGUUGAUGCUGGCUACAUUGAUGCUCAGCAACAACCUUGAUCUGCUACA